ACAGCCUAAACCAAAGUACCAAAUCUUCAGAUAUCUCAUUGCUCAUUGUUAAUAACCUCCCCUGUUUCCUGAUUCAAAUGGCUGCUGCUUCUUCUUCUUCUUCUUCCCAGACCAGAAAGGGUUGCCAAGUCUUUCUGAGUUUCAGAGGCGCUGACGUCCGCAACAGCUUCCUCAGCCAUCUCUACAAAGAUCUUGACCGGUCAGGCAUAUACACUUACAUUGACAGCGAAGAACUGAGGAUGGGAGAGGAGAUAUCAUCCACGCUUAUGAAGGCGAUCGAGGAGUCGCGGAUUGCCAUUGUUGUUUUCUCUGAAGACUAUGCUUCCUCGACAUGGUGUUUGGAAGAGGUGGCGAAAAUCAUGGACUGCAAGGUGAAGAAUGACCUGAUUGUGUUUCCGGUGUUUUACAAGAUGGAACCCAGAGAAGUGAGAACACCGAGAGACGAGCAGAGUUAUGCAAAAGCUAUGGCUGACCAUGAGAAAAAGUUCGGGAAGGAUUCAGAGAAAGUGAAGAUAUGGAAGAAAGCUCUUUUCGACGCUGCUAACCUGUCUGGGCGAGAGUUUACCGUGAAGGAAAAUGUACCUGAAGCAAGGCUUAUUCAAGAGAUCGUAGCAGAGACCAUGACUCAACUAGCCCGAGCACCACUAGAUGUAGCCGAGUUUCCGACUGGGAUAGAUUCCCGAGCAGAAGAGGUUAAAGCAAAAUUAAAAUUACAGUCCAAGGAUGAUGUUCUUAUGGUAGGAUUAUGUGGACAAGGAGGGAUAGGGAAGACAACCCUUGCUAAAGCCAUCUAUAAUGCUAUUUUUAGAGACUUCCAAGGUUCUUGUUUCUUAGAACGUGUCAGAGAAAAUUCCAAAAAUCUCGAUGGUUUGGUUCAUUUGCAAGAACAAUUGCUAUCGCAAGUAUUACUGGGGAAGAAUAUAGAAAGAGUCUUUGGCGUUGAUAGAGGACGUCAAUUGAUUGAAGAAAGACUAUGUAAAAAGAGAGUCCUUGUUAUUCUUGAUGAUGUCGAUAAUUCAGACCAGUUAAGUGCUUUAGCCCGAAGUUGUGAGUGGUUUGGUAAAGGAAGUAGGAUAAUUGUUACAACAAGAGAUACGCAGGUGCUAACUUCUCAAGGGUUACCGCAUCACCCGUAUCCUGUUAAAGUUCUCAACGAUGAUGAAGCUCUUAAACUUUUUAGGAAUUAUGCUUUUCGAGGAAAUCAAGAAACAGAAAUAAGCAGCACAUCGGUUGAUGGGGUUUUGAAGUAUGCCCAAUGCCUUCCUUUAGCUCUUAAGGUGUUGGGUUCUUUCUUGUGUCAUAGAGGAGAAUCUGAAUGGCAAGAUACCCUCGAACAACUUGCCAAAAUUCCUAAGAAAGAAAUCAGUGAAGUGUUAAAGGUAAGUUAUGAUGGAUUGGAAGGCAAUGAAAAGGAGAUUUUUCUUGACAUUGUCUGUUACUUCAAAGGGCGAAGUACAAAGUACAUUAAGAAAGUUCUUAAUAGUUGCGGCUUUAACACAACUAUUGGGGUACGAAUUCUCAUUGAGCGCUCCUUGAUUAGUGAAGAGGGAGAGACCCUACAAAUGCAUGACUCAAUACAAUCAAUGGGCAUGGAAAUUGUACGAGAAGGAUGUCAUAAUGAUCCUGGAAAAUACAGUAGAUUAUGGCUUCAGGAGGAUGUUUUUGAGGUUAUAUCAAGAGAAGAGGGAACAGAGCAUGCAGAAGCCAUAUUUCUAGAGCUACAAGAGCCAGAAGAGGCAUAUUUUAGCCCUGAGGCUUUCAAGAAAAUGCAGAAGUUGAGGUUGCUCGUCCUGGUUAAUGUGGAUAAAGACAAUUCUUCCCCAGAUUCCAUCCAUCUCCCUAAGGCGUUAAUGUGGUGUCAAUGGCCUAAUUGUCCCUUGGUUCCAGAAUUCAGCAAGGGUCCAAAGAAGUUAGUUGGACUUGAUAUGCGGAAGAGCAAGAUUAAGGUGCCGGAACAAUUUAAGGACUUUAAAAAAUUGAAGUUCAUAAACUACAGUGAAUGCGAGUCACUGAUUCAUAUGCCGGACCUCAAAUGUAUUCCAGAUCUAGAGGAAUUGGAUCUCCAUGGGUGCAAAAACUUGGAGCAUGCCCACGAAUCACUUGCAGAUCACAACAAUUUACAGUUGUUGAAUUUAAGUGGGUGCUCUAAACUUCAUGAUUUCCCCAAAAUGCUCCGGUCCAAGAAGCUUCAACUUCUCAAUCUUAAUCUUUGCUCAAAAUUGGAAAGCUUCCCUGAAAUUCCAGAUAAAAUGGAAGGUUUGCGAGGACUUUAUUUAAUUGGGACUUCAAUUGAGAAACUUCCCAAGUCCAUAGAAAAUCUUGUUUCCUUGGAGGAAAUGGAUUUAAGGUAUUGCACGAAACUGAGAAUCCUUCCAUCUAGCAUUUAUAGGUUCCAAAAUCUGGAAAGGCUGAUACUUGAAGGUUGCUCAGGACUAGUCGAGUUUCCAAAGAAUGGGGAGGAUCCGAAGGAUCCCCAUACGAAGACAGGAUUUCCUAAGUUAUAUGUUUUAAACCUUCGUGGAUGCAAUCUAUCAAAAGUAGACUUCUUGGAGAGUUCCUGUUUUCCUGUCUUAAGAGCAUUGUAUUUGUUGGGAAACAAUUUUGCUACCCUUCCUACAUGCGGACAACUCCAUAAUUUGCUGUGGUUGGAUGUUUCGCAUACCCAACAACUACAAGAGAUCCCCAAGAUGCCAGGGCAAUUGCCUCGUCUAUAUGCAAUUGGUUGCGAAUCUCUGAGUAAAUUCCCCCCUGACACAUUCGAAGUUCAAGGAAUUUCGUCCCAAAACCGAUUGCCGAGUUAUUCUACCUCAAGGAGAGAUGCCAGCAUCUUUGCUCCCUGAUAAAGAGGCAUAUCUUCCUUGACUUCAAAGGACUUGUACAAGAAGUUCGUAAGAUUGGCCUUAUUGUGUUGUAUUCCAAGUAGAAGAAGGAAAAUAAGACAUCAAAUUUAAGCUUUGAAGCACAAGUUAAUGGCAAAACAAUGAUGCAAGACGAUUGCUUUCAGUUCAUUCUAUUUGGAUCAUUUGUGGCUUGAGUAUAUUAUCCAACCACAGGACAUUAUUGGAACUCAAACUAACUUUCCAUCUUGUUUUUCCCUUUCUUCAUGAUUAUGUGUGGUUAUUUAUC
Messenger RNA from Rhodamnia argentea, 3126 nucleotides. RefSeq names its product disease resistance protein Roq1-like. Gene Ontology annotation, biological process: defense response; signal transduction. Bases 78 to 2840 code for a protein of 920 amino acids. Lineage: Eukaryota; Viridiplantae; Streptophyta; Magnoliopsida; Myrtales; Myrtaceae. The record is from RefSeq and is a predicted model, not a curated record. The transcript has 5 exons. Gene Ontology annotation, molecular function: ADP binding.